Messenger RNA from Phaeodactylum tricornutum CCAP 1055/1, 540 nucleotides. It is a transcript of the gene Hlip1b, whose product is annotated as high light induced protein 1b. The record is from RefSeq and is a predicted model, not a curated record. NCBI's taxonomy places the organism in Eukaryota, Bacillariophyta, Bacillariophyceae, Surirellales, Neidiaceae. The transcript has a single exon. Bases 1 to 540 code for a protein of 179 amino acids.
AUGGUUGUGAUCAAGAACGUUUUGGGAAUUACAACAUUGGUAUGGGCCACUGAAAUUUCGACCGCAACCGCAUAUGCGAUAAUUGUGGGGGCGACAUCGAGCAGAAAGGGAUCCGUACGAGGGUCGCGAGUCGGGAGACGGAAGGCGGCAUUGGUGACCGGCUCACCGGAAGUCCCCUCGCGAUUUUAUCGUCACGAAUCUCCAUUGGACCAACCGCUUGUUGCUGUCCCGUGCAGCCCGGCUUGUGUCGGCACUUGUAUGCCUGACACUUCUACAGCCGGCGCCAACCACUCUUUUCUGAACUCGCGAAUUCUUGAGCAAGGGCCAAGGACGCAUGAGCCCCUAGCCGAAUCUCCUUUGGCACAGUUACUGGUAUUACCCCGGCGCUCCUCGAGUGCUCCAUCUACCCUAAUGAUGGACCUGGAACUUACAUUGGGACGAGCAUCAAUGAUAGCAGCUUUCAUCCUUUUCCUUGUCGAAGUCGCGACAGGUUUGAGUCUACCCGAGCAGCUAGCGUGUCUCGUGACAGUGCAUUCUUAA